UAGAUCUUACAUCAAUUUCGUAAAUUACAAUCAAGUCCAUUGUAGGGGAAAACCCCGACUGACAAACACGGAUUUUGAAAGAAAACAUUGCAAUCAAAUACUGCUGAGUGACAAAAAGUAUUAAAUAACAAAUUUAAAUACAUACCUAGUGAAAAAAUAGUUUAAUUUGUGUCGUUGUACGUGUGUAAAAUGUCUACAAGUGAUUUGAACAAACCAAUAACAGUGAGAAAGUUACCGCUAAUAUUAAAAAAGAGGAUCAUAGUUAAAAAGGGAGUUAAUCAGUUCAACUUAGGGUCCAUUAAGUGUGGAAUUAAAGAAGAUAUUAUUUACAAAUCUAAACCUGGUGAUUUCAUGUCAGGGGAAGUACAAAGUAUGACGAUAAUACAUCAAAGUAACGCCUUGACGCAGACCAGUAAGACGAUCGCUAAGUGCCGCAGUCACAGCGGGGACACAUACGAAAAAACUUCCGAAGAAAUAAUUAAGUUGAUCGGACAAACGAAUUACGACAUUUUAUUUAGUUCACUGUGUUCAAUAAUAAGUCAAGAAUUAAAAAUACGAAGUAUAAAUUCACUUUUGACAGUUCCUAAAAAGAAACAUGAAGAGGGCACACAAACUGGUAAUUUCUUAAAAUAUGUUUACAAGAAUGCGGCACAGGACAUCAGUUGUCAGACAAACGAGACAUACAUUAGAGAAUUGAAGAAAUUUAAGCCUGUACGAAGGAAUAAAAGGCAGCAAGCAGCUCCGUACGUAGUCAAAGAUUGCCCAGAAGUAAAAAAGCCUAAAAAACUUGUGAUAUCACCGGACAACUUCAACAUGAUUUUAACGAAAUCCAAGUCAAACUCCGGUCAGUCUACGUCCUUACCGGUAUUAGAACAAUGCUUUGACGAGGACUCUAACAGCACGGCUAAGAUGUCCAUAUUAUCGGUAACAACAACACCAGAUUUGCUAUUCAAUCCGCUGAACAUAUUGAAAAAUGUGGACAAACACACAAGAGAUUUAACAGAGAUAACGAAUAAACCAGAUGUUACGUAUACAUUACAUAACUUGGAUACCAACGAGACAUGUCCCAGUGGAACGAGACCGAUGCACAACAUACAACAUGUACCGCCAGGUCAACGUCGAAUCGGUUUGCUUCAACAAGCGAUUAACGAUUGGAAAUAUUCUUUAACUCUCGAUGAAGAUGGUCAUCUACCGAUUCACGUUGCUGUUCUGACGAAUGAUAUCGACCUUCUGAAACGUCAGUGCAUCACCCUGAAGAGUAGGGGAUCAUCUGUGGAUAUACCGGCUGACGGCAUGACCCCAUUGAAAAUGUCAUUGUUCCAAGAAAAUGUUGAAAUCACAAAUAUGCUGCUACAGUUUGGAGCUGAUCCCUUGGAAGUUGAUGAUGAUGACCGGACAUCAUUUCAUAUAGCAGCAGAACUGGCUACUGAUCAUCUGCCAGUGCUAGUCAACUAUUGUUGUCAGAAUGCCAGGAAAAUACUACAAGAAAACGAGGAAUUGUGGCGUCCUAACUAUGAAAAUAAAACAGAUGAUGAAUUGAGUAGUAUUUUACUUACUUAUAUCAAUAAGUUGUAUGAUUGUCAAGGUUACACACCAUUGAUGUUAGCUAGUAAGCUGGGAAAAUACAAUAAUGUGAUGGCUUUAGCUGAAAACAGUAGAUCUGCAGUCAACUCUCGGAUGCCCAACAGUGGGAACACAGCGUUGUUCCUGGCUGUGGGCGCUGCUUGCAUGGAUGCCGCUGAAAGAGGCGACAGAACAAAAAUAGUAGAUCAUUUUCGUAAAACAGUGGAAAUAUUAUUGGAUCACGGAGCUGAACCUAAUGUACAGAACUUUGGGGGUUGUAGCGCAAAUGAUUUACUAGCAGAGUUCAAUAUUGGUGAACUAUCAAUGCUAAUAGCUAACAAAAUAGCUACAACAAGGUUCCCUGAUAGCAAACUCCCAAAGGGUUUGAAAGGUAGCGAAUUCAUGCUCAUAAAAGACAGCAAAGGCCAUGUUAAUAUCGAAGAAUUGGAGAGAAAACCGCUCAAAAAAUCCAUAAUCGUUGAAAACGUUAUCACUUAUAAGGCAAAGAAUAGUACUAGUAAUUUAGGCUUGAAGAAAGAUGGAAUCAAAGUAGAGAAUUUUAAGUUAGAUAAACCAUUGUUGAUUCAGUCUAAGCAAAGUAGCAAUAAGAGGAAAUUGGAAAUUGUUCUAGAUGUUAAUAAAAUUAAAAAGUUGGACGAGAAGGAUUAAGGGAACGUAUGGUUAGCAACAGAAAUUGGUUCAUACUAUCAAAUUGGCGAGAAUAGCUAAGUGGUUGUAAGUCGACAAAAAGGAUUGUGCGAGGUGUCGCGGGAUCGGUCCUUGUGUUGGACAAGCAUUUGUGUGAUCCAUGAACGCUUGUUUUGAGUCUGGGUGUCCUGUGCCUGUGACUUGAAUGUUUGUGAAUCCCUGCCUCGAGACAUCAAUUACUUGCUUUUAGGUAACAAAGUAGGCUUAACACCUAGUAUUAGUUAAAAAUUACUAAUAACCAAUUCGCAUACCACUGCAAAAAACAGUUCGUUCGUAAUUUUGAUUUACUUAUUAACCAAUUUCUGGUGCUGACCAUACACUCA
This is a messenger RNA of Trichoplusia ni (cabbage looper), 2594 nucleotides long. Its product is annotated as ankyrin repeat domain-containing protein 50-like. The record is from RefSeq and is a predicted model, not a curated record. The transcript has 6 exons. Gene Ontology annotation, molecular function: protein binding. The coding region runs from base 190 to 2232 and encodes 680 amino acids. NCBI's taxonomy places the organism in Eukaryota, Metazoa, Arthropoda, Insecta, Lepidoptera, Noctuidae.